AUGUCCCCGCCUUCACAUAAUGUUAGACUUCACCGAGAACAUACCGAUACCAUCGAGGAGGCUGCGGCAGUCAUUGCUGAUGAAGCACUUUUCAGUGAUAAUGAUGCAGACACAAAAGAUCAAAACUUUGGAUCGGAAAGACUGGCUGGCCAACAACAACCUCAAGAUGAAGCUAGUGCUCUAGCUGGUUUGACCGAAACUGUUCGCAAUCAAGAUGACCUUGAGCGAGAUAUUACAAACCAAGCCAAUCUGGCUAUGAUUGAGCAGGAAGAUCAGCGAGAUCAGAAGCGCAUUGAAAAAGUUAAGAAUAGUAUUGAGAAACUCGAGAAUCAGAAACACAGCCAAGAACGUCGCCUCAACACCCUUUCGAAUAACCCAUUGAUGCGCCAGCGAUGCGUGGACGAGAUCUCAAGAAUUGAAGCCGAAGUUUUUGCGUUCAAGAAUGAUAUUGCCGAUAUACAAAAACGAAUCGACGAAAGACAUCAGUACAAUGAGAACCAUGCAGAAGCCGAUGUUGCUGGUGGAAGUAGACGUAUGCCCAACGAGAGCCAAAGGGAAUUCCUGAUCCGUACAGGCAAAAUUACACCUUUCCAACAAACUUCGGAUGCAGCUACCGACCAUGUUCAAUCUGCGCUUACCGAUGCGUUAAUGGAUGCAGAAGGAAAGGAUAUCAACGAGUCAGGUGCCGAAGCAGAGCCUAGAUCACAUCAGAACCUUCGUCUACCAGGUUUCGCGGAUGUCACAGAUACUACAGUCAGUACAACCGAGAGUGAAUUUGGUCUGCGUCCUCGGAAAAAGAGAAGACUCGUCAAUGGUGCAUCCACAGAUAUGUCUCCUGCUCGUUCAUCUACAGCAGAUGAUACUUUUUCCCCUGAACUUUUAGCCGAAGGAGAGGAGGAAUUGAUUGAAGAUGAUGAUUAUGAUGAGGAAGAUGAGAAUGAUGCUCUUAUGACAGCCCGUACUUCAACGAGGAAGAGAUCAAAGCCUGUCAAGGCUCGAAAAGACGAGGCGCAAAGCUUGGCUGGCAUUGAUGAUGGAAACGAGGACAUGUAUCAAGCACGUCUGGCAAAUUGGGUAGAAAAACGAAGGGCUGCACGACGACUACAUUUAGAACACAACCCUGAAAGCGAGGAUGAUGCAGCUGCAGAAAUUUCUGAGGAGGAGGAAUGGUUCAAGCCAUGCCCAGGACAACCCGAUCACCGGUUUGAGAAUGGCCUGAAACUACCUGGCGAUAUUUUCCCUGCACUCUUCGACUACCAGAAGACCGGUGUUCAGUGGUUGUCAGAACUUUACAAUCAACAAGUUGGAGGAAUUAUUGGAGAUGAGAUGGGCCUUGGCAAGACCAUACAGAUCAUAUCAUUUUUGGCUGGUCUGCAUUACAGUAAAAAGCUUACAAAGCCUAUUAUUGUUGUUGCUCCUGCCACUGUCCUUCGCCAAUGGGUCAACGAGUUUCAUCGGUGGUGGCCAGCUCUUAGAGUUUCAAUCUUGCAUAGUUCUGGAACCGGCAUGCUCAACGUUAGAAACGAAGGUAGGUUAGAGGACGAAGAGGAUGACAUUAUUUAUGGCCAAACAACUAAAAAAGCUCCCAAGUCGCAAAAGCUGGCUCAGAAAAUUGUCGACCGUGUUGUCAAGCAUGGCCACGUAUUGGUAACUACAUAUGCUGGACUUCAGACUUAUAGCGAUACUCUCAUCAAUGUUGACUGGGAUUACGCUGUAUUAGAUGAGGGACACAAAAUUCGAAAUCCUAACACUGCUGUCACUAUCUACUGCAAAGAACUACGAACACCCAACCGAGUCAUUCUUUCGGGUACUCCUAUGCAGAAUGGGUUGAUAGAGUUGUGGUCACUCUUUGAUUUCGUCUUUCCUAUGCGCUUAGGCACUCUAGUUAACUUUCGACAAUCAUUUGAAGUACCUAUCAAAAUUGGAGGUUAUGCCAACGCCACCAAUCUACAAGUUCUGACGGCAACUAAAUGUGCUGAGACUUUGAAAGAUGCAAUCAGUCCAUACUUACUUCAACGAUUGAAGGUUGAUGUUGCGGCAGAUUUACCAAAAAAGAGCGAGCAAGUCUUAUUCUGCAAGCUUACCAGGCCUCAAAGAGAUGCAUAUGAAAUGUUUCUCGCAUCUGAUGAGAUGAAGUCAAUCUUGAACCGUACUCGUCAAUCACUUUAUGGUAUUGACAUUCUGCGGAAGAUCUGCAAUCAUCCAGAUCUUCUGGACAAACGAUUGAAGACCAAACCCAAUUACAAAUGGGGUAAUGGAAACAAGUCGGGCAAAAUGCAAGUCGUAAAAGCCCUUCUACAAAUGUGGAAGGGUUAUGGACAUAAGACUCUUCUCUUUAGUCAAGGUGUCCAAAUGCUUGAUAUACUUGAGGAAUUUGUCAAGAAACUCGGUGGAUUCAAUUAUCUUCGUAUGGAUGGUGGCACAGCAAUCAAGGAUAGACAAACUCUGGUCGAUCAGUUCAACAAUGAUCCUAAUAUGCAUGUCUUCCUUCUUACGACUAAAGUUGGCGGCCUUGGCGUUAAUCUCACUGGCGCAAACAGAGUAAUUAUCUUUGAUCCUGAUUGGAAUCCAUCCACAGAUGUACAAGCUCGUGAACGUGCAUGGCGUCUUGGUCAAAAGAAGGAGGUCACUAUAUACCGACUUAUGACUGCCGGUACGAUUGAAGAGAAGAUUUACCAUCGACAAAUUUUCAAGCAAUUCCUUACCAACAAGAUUCUCAAAGACCCAAAGCAGCGACAAACUUUUGCUAUGAAGGAUCUUUAUGACCUUUUUACCCUUGGUGAUCAGGAUUGUGGAACUACUGAGACUGGUGAAAUGUUCAAAGGCACAGAGGUUCAAUUCAGCAAGACUUCCAGUCCCUCAACCUCUCGUAGUUUGUCCGUCGAUCCAGGUCAAGGUGAUUCGGAAUCCGAUCUUCGAAACCUUGCUGGAGUUGCUGAGCUUGAGCAAUUCAAUGAUCCUUCCGAGGAGAAGGAGAAAGAUAACGAAGAAUCCAGAUUAAUGGAAGGUAUCUUUGCUCGUUCCGGAGUUCAUAGUGCUCUUGAACAUGAUCAAAUUAUCAACGGAAAGAGAAAGGUUGCAGCUGAUCGUGGAAUGAUUGAACGUGAAGCCAAGAGAAUUGCCGCUGAAUCUGCUACCGCACUGAGGCGUGCUGGAGAAGCAGCAAGGAGUAUUACACCUGGAACAGUUACUUGGACUGGAGAAUAUGGAUCUGCGGGUAGACCAAUUAAUGUUCGAAGAGGUGCAGGUCCAAGUUCAUCAAGUGUUUUAUCGAGUCUUUCAAACAGACAAGGUAUUGCACAACCUUUCUAG
Sclerotinia sclerotiorum 1980 UF-70 is the source of this 3312-nucleotide messenger RNA. RefSeq lists its product as hypothetical. Gene Ontology annotation, cellular component: nucleus. Gene Ontology annotation, biological process: transcription-coupled nucleotide-excision repair. Bases 1 to 3312 code for a protein of 1103 amino acids. The record is from RefSeq and is a predicted model, not a curated record. NCBI's taxonomy places the organism in Eukaryota, Fungi, Ascomycota, Leotiomycetes, Helotiales, Sclerotiniaceae. The transcript has 2 exons. Gene Ontology annotation, molecular function: ATP-dependent chromatin remodeler activity; ATP binding.